AUGGCCGAAAUCGAAGAAAUUGGGCCUGAUGUCUGUUCGGAUUUAGAAGUUGAUGAUAUUAGAUGCCCCAAUAUAGCGGAGAAAGAUGUCAGUGAUGAAGAGAUUGAAACAGAAGAAUUGGAGCGGCGGAUGUGGAAGGAUCGGAUCAAACUCAAAAGGCUAAAGGAAAAACAGAAGCUGGCAAUUCUGCAAGCUGCAGAGAAGCAAAAGCCAAGGCAGUCUAGUGAUCAAGCUCGUAGGAAGAAAAUGUCCAGAGCACAGGAUGGGAUUCUGAAGUAUAUGCUAAAGCUUAUGGAAGUCUGCAAAGCUCGUGGAUUUGUGUAUGGGAUCAUUCCUGAGAAGGGAAAGCCAGUUAGUGGUUCCUCUGACAACAUUAGAGCUUGGUGGAAGGAGAAGGUAAAGUUUGAUAAGAAUGGCCCUGCAGCUAUAGCCAAGUAUGAAGCUGAGUGUCUUGCUAUGAGUGAGGCAGAUAAUAGCCGAAAUGGUAACUCGCAGAGCAUUCUCCAAGACCUGCAAGAUGCAACUCUUGGAUCACUCUUAUCUUCUUUGAUGCAGCAUUGUGAUCCACCUCAGAGGAAGUAUCCAUUGGAAAAGGGCAUACCCCCACCUUGGUGGCCAACUGGUAAUGAAGAUUGGUGGUCACAGUUGAAUUUACCUCAUGGUCAGAGUCCACCUUAUAAGAAGCCGCAUGAUUUGAAGAAGAUGUGGAAAGUGGGAGUGCUUACUGCUGUUAUAAAGCACAUGUCGCCUAAUAUCGCCAAGAUAAGGAGGCAUGUCCGCCAGUCAAAAUGCUUGCAGGACAAGAUGACAGCAAAGGAAAGUGCAAUUUGGUUGGGGGUAUUAAGUCGAGAAGAAGCUCUCAUUAGGCAGCCUAGUAGUGACAACGGUACAUCUGGAAUAACUGGAAUGCUACCUGGUGUCCCUGCUGAGAAUAAGCAAGCAGCUACUAGUAGUGCCAGCAACUAUGAUGUUGAUGGUACUGAUGAUGGCAUUGGUUCUGUUUCUUCUAAAGAAGAUAGGAGAAUUCAGAAUAUGGAUACUGAACCAUCAGAUAACUUGCACAGGGUUAGGAAAUCUUUCCAAGGUACAGAUCAAUCUAAGAGGCAACCCAGGCCAAAAAAACCCCGUCUGAAUUCAAGGGCUGUCGACAAACCACCAGCACAAUCUGACAAUGAAAUUUUACAUAGUGAGCCAAGAAGCAAAGGACUCAAUAUUAACCAGACACAACCACAAGUAGAUCGAGUCCAGAUUCAUGGAAAUGAACAAUCCAAUGAGACUGAUUCUGCCGCAAGGCCACUGGAAAAGGGACUUGAGGUGCCUGCGCAACUACCAGCACCUGAUUUUGAUCAUUACUCUUAUUUACAUACAAACAACUUAAUUUCCUCAGGAUCAAUGUAUACGAGUGGGAGGCCAAUAGACUAUCCUGAGUUGCAAAACCCUGACAUGCAUCAUGAAACCACUUACAAUCUUUAUAAUCCAGCAGCAGGAUAUGAACCUGGUCAGGAUGGGCCACAGCUACAUUCUCGGAACAACAAUGAAGCAAGGCCAGAUAUUGAUGCAGUACAUAUGAAAGGGGAUGACAUUACUGGAGAUUUGCAAUAUAUUGAUCACUCUUUCUUUGGAUCACCGCUUAGUAGCAUGUCAUUAGAAUUUGGAGGACUUAACAGUCCGUUCCAUUUAGAUGAUUUCUUGGGUGAUGAUGAAAUGAUACAGUACUUUGGAGCAUAA
Messenger RNA from Sphenostylis stenocarpa, 1728 nucleotides. The record is from the annotation of a GenBank genome assembly. Lineage: Eukaryota; Viridiplantae; Streptophyta; Magnoliopsida; Fabales; Fabaceae.